Paramecium tetraurelia is the source of this 2070-nucleotide messenger RNA. RefSeq lists its product as uncharacterized. Gene Ontology annotation, molecular function: calcium ion binding; phosphatidylinositol kinase activity. The transcript is spliced from 5 exons. Lineage: Eukaryota; Ciliophora; Oligohymenophorea; Peniculida; Parameciidae. The record is from RefSeq and is a predicted model, not a curated record. Gene Ontology annotation, biological process: phosphatidylinositol metabolic process.
AUGAAAUAGUUUUCUUAAAAAGAGUUGGAAUCCAUUUAAAAGAGGUUCUCCGCAAUGUCAAAUAAUGGUUAAGUUAACUAUAAAUAAUUUUAAAACACUAUGGGUAUUUUGGGUUUGGAUCAUGCAACAUUUUUACUCGACAGGAUUUUCAAUGUAAUUAGCGAAGGAAAAAAAGUAUUCACCUUAAAUCAAUACAUUAAUUAUUUACAACUAGUGAUGUUUGGAAAUGAGCAAUAGAAGGCUCAAUUAAGCUUUGCUUUCAUAGAUUUAUAGAGAAAAGGGUAUAUUGAAUAUAAGGAAUUUCAAUAGAUGCUAUUGGAUUUAACAAUGUUUUGGAAUUAAAUCACGGGAUCAAGAGUAACUCCGAGGCAAUCAUACAUAGGGAAUUUAUGGGAUUAAUUUGAAUGUGAAAGGUUGGACUUUCCGCAAUUUUAUUAAAAGUACUAAAUAAUACAGGAAAGUAUUGAUUGGUACGAGUACUUUAAUGAAACAGAAAUUCUAUUGCAGAGUUGUCCAUAGGCAAACAAAGCGUUUAUCCUUUAGAAUAUGAUUGAUCAAUUGUAGAAUGAAAUAAGAAAUUGCGUUAAUUUACUAUCAGAUUACGAGAGGAAUAAAAAGCAGAUCAUAGAUGAGAGCUUUGUUUAUGGUCCGUGCAAUUUUAGUACUAGCUAAAUAGCAAAGAAUGGGGAUGAUGAUCCUAGUUUUGAAAUUAGUUUUUUGUCUAAUAUUCAAACUAAUUCGUUUAGUUUGACUAAUUCAUCCGAUCACCCCUUAGAUCAAGUAUUAAAUAGAUUGGAAUAUUUACAAUAAAUGAUUGAACAAGCAAUUAAUUUGCCUUAAGUUGUACAACCAUAUUAUUUUAAAAGUCCUGCUAGACUUAGCACCUAAAGAAAGAAGAAUACAAUAAUGAAUAUGCCAAAAAGAAAGGCAAAAUAAAAAUUGUCUGUCUAUUUUGGACAUGAAAAUUGGAAUCUGAUUUUAAAUUUAAUGAUAGGGAUGAAAUAAGCAUUAUCAAAUAUCCAACCUGAAUUUUAUGGUAAAAAUGCAUUGUAACACGAAUUUGCGGAGAGAUACGUUUAUGAUAUAUUAUAGAACAGAUGCAGCAAUUUCGAUUUUAGAAAGGCUUAUUAAUUUAAGGAUUAUGCACCUUCAAUUUUCUUAAGAAUCAGACGAUAAUUUUAGAUAAGCAAUAAAGACUUUUAAAGAUCUGUAGGUCCUGAAAAUCUUAUUGGCAAUUUAGUGUUUGGCAAAUUGGAUUCUUUAACAGAGUUAGGAUCAACUGGUAGAAGUGGGAGUUUUUUCUAUUAUACAUAGGAUUGUCAGUAUAUGAUUAAGACAAUAUCAGAAAACGAAGCCAGAUUACUAAGGAAAAUACUUGCAAGAUAUUAUAAGUAUGUUUAAACCCAUCCUUAUACUCUCUUGAGUAGAAUAUUCGGAUUGCAUCAAUUAAAGAUAUUUAAAAGCAAAACUGAAUUCACUAAGAUUUAUUUAGUUACAAUAGUCAAUAUAUUUCGAUCUGGGCUAGAUAUUGAUGUUCGUUAUGAUAUCAAAGGUAUUAUUGCAAUUAGAUUAAAAGGAUCUCUUUAUGGGAGACAGACUUCAACGAAUCCUAAUGAAAAAGUUUAAGACAACACAAUAGCUUUAAAGGAUCUGGAUCUUUUAUAAAAAAAGGAUUACUUGAAUUUGGAACCACAAGAUUAACAAUUACUGCUCAAGACCAUAGUGGAGGAUUGUUCAUUUUUGAAAGAUAAUGACAUCAUAGAUUACAGUCUAUUGGUUGGAUUUCAUAAAAGAGAUAUCAAUAGGUCGAGCUUAUAUGGUUAGUAGGUUUAGAACAAUUCGCAUCCAUUUGAAAGUUUUGAGGGAGGAAUAUUAUCAAUGGAUAAACAAUGGAUAUAUUUUAUUGGCAUAAUAGAUAUUCUAACUCUGUUCAAUACUAAGAAAUAUUUAGAGUAUGGUUUUAAAUCAACACUUGUAUCCAAUGACAUUUCAUGUGUACCUCCAGCUCGUUAUGCCGAGAGGUUUGCUAAUUUUAUUGCAACCAACUUAAUUUUGUAAAAAAGUAAAUGA